Messenger RNA from Aaosphaeria arxii CBS 175.79, 1038 nucleotides. RefSeq names its product glycoside hydrolase family 10 protein. NCBI's taxonomy places the organism in Eukaryota, Fungi, Ascomycota, Dothideomycetes, Pleosporales. Bases 1 to 1038 code for a protein of 345 amino acids. The transcript is spliced from 5 exons. The record is from RefSeq and is a predicted model, not a curated record. Gene Ontology annotation, molecular function: hydrolase activity, hydrolyzing O-glycosyl compounds. Gene Ontology annotation, biological process: carbohydrate metabolic process.
AUGUCGAUCACAUCAAGACUCAGCUGCUUGUUAUUUGCAGUGAGCGCCAUCAGUUCUCCAAUUUCUCACCGCGCUGUUGACGGAUUGAAUACUCGAGCAGUCGCCGCCGGCAAAGAAUAUUUCGGGAGUGCUACGGACAAUGGAGAAUUGAGCGACAUUCCCUACUUGGAGGGGUUGAGCAAUACUGCAGACUUCGGUUCUAUCACUCCAGGAAAUGCUAUGAAGUGGGACACAAUUGAACCCUCACGAGGAACUUUCAAUUUUGCCAAUGGCGACACGAUAGUCGACUUGGCCGAGAAGAAUGGCCAGCUCCUUCGAUGCCACACUCUGGUUUGGCAUAGUCAGCUACCAAGCUGGGUCUCCAAUGGUGGCUUUGACAAUGCGACUCUCAUCGACAUUAUGGUCAAUCAUAUUACUCAAGAAGUGACCCACUACAAGGGAAAAUGCUAUCACUGGGACGUUGUAAACGAAGCUUUGAACGAGGAUGGUACAUACCGUUCCAGCGUGUUCUACGACACCAUUGGCCCAGCCUACCUCCCUAUCGCCUUUGCUGCUGCUGCUGCCGCCGACCCAGAAGCUAAGCUCUACUUCAACGACUACAAUCUCGAAUAUGGAGGUGCCAAGUUCAACGCAGCAUUGGAGAUUGUCAAGUUGGUGCAGAGCUACGGAGCAAAGAUCGACGGUCUCGGCUUCCAAGGUCAUCUCAUCGUCGGAUCUACCCCAUCAAGGUCGUCGCAAGAGUCAAAUUUGAACAAGGUUGCUGCUUUGGGUGUCGAAGCUGCGUUCACGGAGCUGGACAUCAGAACUACAACCCCAGCAACAGAAGCAGCCGUCGCCCAACAAGCGAAGGACUAUGCAGCAACGGUAGGUGCUUGCGCAGCUGUCGAGAAGUGUGUCGGAGUGACUAUUUGGGAUUACACCGAUAAGUAUAGCUGGAUUCCAAGUGUUUUCCAAGGACAGGGUGCAGCACUCCCAUGGGAUGAGAAUUUGCAGAAGAAGGAGCUCGUGUAUAACGCCAUUCUCGAGGCUUUGAGCUAG